Molecule: messenger RNA, 1094 nt
Organism: Astyanax mexicanus (Mexican tetra)
Lineage: Eukaryota; Metazoa; Chordata; Actinopteri; Characiformes; Acestrorhamphidae
Product: sialoadhesin-like
Exons: 3
Coding region: 631-1083 (150 amino acids)
Source: RefSeq, a predicted model, not a curated record
UAAGCUUCAUUUCUCUCUACAUGAUGAUGAUGAUGAACAGAAUAGGGGAAGGUGCAUCUUUCAGUGCUCAUCACUGGAGAAGCUGAAGACAGUCUUCAUCAUUGUGGGGGGGUGAGAGGUUGAGCUGCAGUGUGUUUAUAGCUUUGACACUCAGCAGCUGGCAGGACUUAUCUGAUCAUGCUAAUGAGACGUGGUUUCAGAGUGUGGUGGUUUAAGAGUAGAGUCUAUGGUGAGAAAAUUAAGCAACUUAGUUGAAGUUUCUCACGCCGACUACAGAACACAAGCAGAACUCAGCUCCAGAAGCAGGACUUUAAUUCAGCUCCAGAAGCAGAACUUUAACUCAGCUUCAGAAGUAGAACUUUAACUCAGCUCCAGAAGCAGAACUUUAAUUCAGCUCCAGAAGCAGAAGUUUAAUUCAGCUCCAGAAGCAGAAGUUUAGUUAUUGAGGUCUGUCUCUGGUUAAACGUCUUGCAGAGGGAAGGACUGAUUCUGCGACAACAGGAAGAACACUUCACAGCUUCUGUAGAAGGUCAGCAAAACUUUAACCACGCACUGUUCUACAGUAAAAACUGUGAAACUCCUCCCAAACUCUGCAUUCGCUCUCUGGGUUCAGAAGAGGAGCGUCGCUUAAUGAAGGUGUAUAAAGUGAUGAUGUCACUCAGAAUGUCUCUGACUGUUCCUCUGCUGUUCCUGAUCUUCAUCUCAGGAGUUGGAGCUCAGUAUGGGUGGGGUGUGACUUACAGACCUGAAUCUAUCUGUGCUCUAAAGGGGUCUACAGUGAUCAUGGGCUGCACUUACUCAUAUCCAGAGGGUCACAUAGUCAAAACAGCUUUCUGGACAAAAUCCCUCCCACCAGCUAAAGGUAUAGAACCUCCUGAUCUGUUAAAUGAUACAGAGUACAGAGACAGGGUUCAGUACCUCAGAGAUAAACAUAACGACUGCAGACUCAGCCUGAGAGAUGUGAGAGAAAACGAUCAGAGUAAAUACUACUUCAGAUUUAUAACAGAUAAAGAAGGAGGAAAGUAUACGGGUACAGAUGGAGUUAAUCUUUCAGUAACAGGUAAGCUCCAUCAGCAGAAAUAACACACUGUACU